GCCCUUUAUUUGAUUUGCUAUUUACAACUUUGCCAUUGUACUUUAAUGAAGACAACAAGUGUACAUGUAUAUUGAAUCACACGUGUCUUUGACUCUUUUCUUUGAAAAAACAAUCAGUUUUCUAUUUUCUACGCUCAGGAUUCCUCGUCAAGAGCUUAGUUCCUUUCUGUACUCAUCUGAAAUUAAUCCGCGGAUCCGGUGAAUAUCUUCAUAGAGGAGUAAUCUAGGUAAACCCUUUUAUGGUUUUGAGUUUAGUUCAAUUUUAUCUGAAUUUCAGAUCUUUGGUUUAAGUGUUCAUAAUUUAUUUUCGUUGUUUUUUGUUAGUCUAAAUUUGAUUUGUAUGUGCAUGUUAGGAUUAUGAUUUAGAUUUUUUAUUUUUUGCAAUUUAUUGAAUUUUUAAUAUGAUUGUGAAACUGGGUGGGAAAAUUUACCGCUGGAGACGGUUGUUAAGGCUGAGUAACAAUUAAGGAAGAGGGGCACUGUUAUCCGUUGCCGCCUGCUACAGAGAAAAGAGAAUUGAUGUCAUUGUUUCUUUUUGGGGCUUACUAUUUACCGCCCCACAUUACUCAAAACCGCCCUAAUAUUUUACCUAUAUAACCCACUUUAUUUACCCCUUUAUUUUUAACAUUUACCAUUACCAUUUAUUUUUUUACCGCUUCCCCCACAUCACUGCCGGAGCACCACCGCCGGACCACCACUGCCGGAGCGCCGCCACCGGAGCACCACCGCAGCCGGAGCACCACCUCCUGCCGGAGCACCACCGCCGGUGACUGUAGCCCGGAGCACCGCCGCCGGAACCCACUUCCAACACCAUGCCGACCACCACAAUGCGAAACAACUUUUACAUGGCCGAGACUACCGGAGGAAAUUCAAAUUCACAAGAGGUUCCGUUGCUAGAUUUUGGAAGCGAUGGUAUUAAUUAUAAUCCAAAAUUCGUAACUUCUGAAAUAUUUUCGAGUGAUGAUGCUGCUGUUGAGUGGGCUAGAAACAUUGCUAUUAGCAAUGGUUUUAAGCUUGUGAAGUCCUCAUGGAAACGAGGAGAAUUGUACUUGCGAUGUAACCGCGGUGAAAGAAAUAGAGGCAAAGGAAGAAAUUUGGAAACUGCGGAACGACCAAACACGAAAACUCAAGCAUGUGGUUGCAAGUUUUUGAUUAAGGUGGCACCAUGCAAAGAUGGUGAAGGUUGGAAUAUUGUUUUGGGUCCUGAACAACAUGGUAUUCACAACCAUGAAUUAAUUACAUAUCGAGAGGGCAAUCGGCAGAUGAGAGGCCUUAGUCUAGGCGCAAAGCAACUUGUUCGUGAUAUGUCUUCCGCUCAAGCAAGGCCAAAUGUCAUAUUAACAUCCUCAUCCUCCAAAGCGAACUCGGCCUCCAGCUCCUGCUCAAAGCCAUGAUCCACAUCCUCAUCAUCAAACGGACGAGAAGACUCACUCUCAUGCACCGGUUGCAUCACUUGUGCAACCUGCUUCUCUCUCCUAACUGAAGCAUCAAUACAUCGAUCUCGAGUAUGUCGAGCACCAGAGUCAACAUCGCUAGUGAGAUACACGGAGGAAGA
Messenger RNA from Spinacia oleracea (spinach), 1555 nucleotides. RefSeq lists its product as uncharacterized. Bases 813 to 1394 code for a protein of 193 amino acids. The record is from RefSeq and is a predicted model, not a curated record. Lineage: Eukaryota; Viridiplantae; Streptophyta; Magnoliopsida; Caryophyllales; Amaranthaceae. The transcript has 2 exons.